This is a messenger RNA of Penicillium cataractarum, 4692 nucleotides long. RefSeq names its product transcriptional regulator family TF. Gene Ontology annotation, biological process: DNA-templated transcription. The transcript has 19 exons. The record is from RefSeq and is a predicted model, not a curated record. Gene Ontology annotation, molecular function: zinc ion binding; DNA binding; oxidoreductase activity. Lineage: Eukaryota; Fungi; Ascomycota; Eurotiomycetes; Eurotiales; Aspergillaceae. Bases 1 to 4692 code for a protein of 1563 amino acids.
AUGUCUAUGAAAGCUGUUGUUUUCCGUGGCCCAUUCGACAUUGGUGUCGAGCAGAAGCCAAGGCCCCGAAUCGAAGAUGCUACUGAUGCCAUCAUUCGAGUCAAGUUGGCAGGAAUAUGCGGAAGUGAGCUUCACAUGUAUCGAGGCCAUCAACAAACGGGCACCGGUCACAUUAUGGGUCACGAGUUUGUCGGCAUUGUAGAGGAAAUUGGAAAUGAUGUCGCCUUGUUUCGCCCGGGAGAUGAGAUCGUAUCCAUCUUUUCCCCAGUCUGUUUGAAAUGUUGGUUUUGUCGCCAGGGCCUAACAAACCGUUGCGUCAAUGGAGUGGCGUUUGGCACUCAAUUGCUCAACGGUGGUCAAGCCGAAUACGUGCGCGUUCCUUUCGCCGAUGGGACCCUUCAUCAUGUCCCAGACGAACUGGAUCGCCAAUUGCUUAUCAUGAUGUGCGACAUCUUUCCAACGGGAUACUACGGGGCGCAACGUGCUAUUGAGGGACUUCGUACACAAUAUACUUCGAGACUUACAAGCUUCCCAUCUGAGCAAGAUAGCCACGCUAUCUCGUGCGAGUCUUCUAGUUUGAACACAGAGAAGGAGAAACUUCGAGAAUCCACUAUCGUCAUUCUUGGUUGUGGGCCGGUAGGAAUUUGUGCUAUUGCUACUGCUCGCUCAGAGGGGAUCAAGACUGUGUUCGCGAUUGAUAGCGUUCAAGACCGCUUGGAUGAGGCCGCGCAGUUUGGCGCAAUUCCGAUCAUGCUCGGACAGGAAGAUUUGAAAGCUCGAGUGUUUGAGGCAACUGAUAAUAGAGGAGCAGAUGCGUGUGUUGAGGUUGUUGGAAAUAAGGCAGCCUUGCGCUCUGCAUUCGAUCUACUACGGCCAUGCGGUAUUCUGUCAUCAGUGGGGUUCCAUCGAGGAGAGCUACCAUUUACAGCACUUGAGUGCUAUCAAAGUAACAUCACUGUUAAUUUUGGACGCGUCCCUGUCCGUACGGUUUUCGAGGAUGCGUUGCAAUGCUUGGCAGACAACCAGGAAAAGAUGCAGAGUUAUAUUACGCACGAGUUUCCACUGGAUGAUGCGGCUAGAGGGUAUGAGAUACCGUCCGGGUCAAGAAAAGCCCGGGAGCAAGAUGGGCCCCGGGACCUGCUCGGCCGAAUCACCGAGUAUCUCGUCAUCGACCCUUCGGCUUCUUGUCUCGUCCCCGCUCUUCGACAAUUCGACCCGAUACUCCGACUAACGCCGAAUCUGCAGCUCGAAUCACAGCGUGGACGUGAUCGCAGGUUCUACUUGCACAUCGCGGACCAAGGUCUCAGCUCAACACCUCAGCCUAUCUCAAGUGAAAGAGGAACCCUGUUUCUCGGCGAAUCAUUUAGCUUGACGUAUGUCGUUCACGACGUUUUGGCACCCUUCCUCAGUACAGAGUGUGCUCCAAAUUAUCGCAGACGCCUCCAUUUCCCAGUCGAUGAGGGAUUUGACCAAUCCAGUCUAGGCCAACAAAAGAUGGUUGGGGCGCAGAUGAAGCUGCUGCGAAGCAGAGACCUUUUGUUCCAACCAGACCAGAGAGCCUUGGAACAGCUCCUUGCAGGAUACUUUAGGUGGUUUCAUCCCGCGUUUCCCGUGCUCGAAAAAUUCACGUUUUUGCAAAAAUGCAGCAGGAACGAGUUAUCAUUACUUGUGCUGAAUUCUGUUCUCAUGAUUUCUGUCACGGUCUGCGAGGAGGAAGUGCUUGGCCUUCUUGGUGUUCACGACCGCUACAAAGCACGCGAGUUGUUUUACAACCAAGCCCGUGCAUUAUAUGAGACGGACUCUGACCCCGAUAAGCUUAACAACGUGGUAGCUGUUUUCUUGAUCAGUUUCUGGUGGGGUGGCCCUAAUGAUCAGAAAGACUCGUGGCAUUGGCUGGGGAUUGCAAUAAGUUCGGCUCAGAACCUUGGCAUGCACCAGCAGCAAAGUCUCAUAUGUCUAGUCAUCGAGUGCGAAUGUGGAGGCGCAUAUGGUGGUGUUUACGACUCGAUUGGCCGGCCACAGCACUUUUCUAUAUAUGACUGCGACGUGGAAAUGCUAUCACCGCAUGACCUAGAAGGCGAGUUUCAGAGUGAACAAGAGGUCCACUACGCUUGUCAGAUGGCCGGUCUUUCCACUAUCAUGAGUGACAUCAUUGCCUCAAGAUAUGCAGCAGUCAAACCAGAUCAUCCUGCGCAGAAAAAGAUACAGCUCGAGAAAGAACUCGACGAUUUUCGGUUGCAAAUACCCGAAAUUUUGAGAUACACGGGGAUUAAUUCAGACAGCAAAAUAUGUCUAUGGUCAUCAAUGCUGUUGAUGGCAUACAACUUUGGGGUUAUUCUGCUUUGUCGACCCCCGCACAAUAAGGGUUCAGACAUGUCUCAAUUAUGGGGCAAUCAUUCCAAAGCAUUAGCAGCGGCGAAUGAAGUCACUCGGGUGAUCGAGGAUAUUCUAUCACUCUCGAUGGGAAGAGUCUGCCAAAUCCACACAAUUCCUGCACUCUUCAACUCCCUCGCUAUACACGUUUUCAUGAUAUGUACCUCGCGCGCUAUAGGGCGGGAGCUCGCCGAAAAUCGAGCACGUACGUGUAUGCUCGGCCUCACGUCCCUACAGGAAUCCUGGCCUGUUAGUGGGUGGAUUUUGCGGCUGCAGGGCCUCUUCAACGCAGGUAUUCACCCGAGGUCGGGCUCACACUGCUCCCUGAUUCCCCAACUCGAUAAGCCGACCGCAGACACCCCCCUACGCCAGAUGCGUGAUCAUAGAAACAUACCAAACCAGCAGACACAGACCGACACACCUGCCACUGCAAACAUAUUUGAAGAUUUUGACAUAUUUCCGGAGAUGUUUUUCCCCGAUCAGAAUUACGAGGGUCAGGAACUCAGGUCUGUUGCAUUUCUCAGCUACGUGUCUGUGGGGCGAAACGCUGGUCCGUCCCCGUUCAUCAUGGACGAGGCAAGCGCAGUCCGCAUGCCGAAGGCAUGCAGGACAUGCGCCAAGGCAAAGGUUCGCUGUGAGCCCCAGAGUGAAGGCCCUUAUGUCGUCGUCUCAAUAAGGACUGUAGUGGCCAAGCGCCUGGAGCUCACCGACGGCAAAAAAGUAAGCCUGCCAAUGGCCAAAUUAGACCGAAUGGUCGCUUUACUAGCUGCUUCUGAGCGACUUCCUAGAAGUCUCUCAUCAGACGUCGUCUCAUCGCCAGGGUGCUUCUCUGCGACUUCCAGGAGCAUGGAUGCAUCUACGCCAGGAGAUGGAGAAGACCACGCUCUGUUGGAGAAAUAUGCCAAGAUGAUGAUACCCAUGUUCCCUUUCGUUCCAAUACCGCCUCAUAUGACGAUUGAAGAUCUACGUCGUGAAAGGCCAUUUCUACACUUGAACAUCUCAAUGAUCGCCAGCCCGAACCCUGAGCGCCAACGAGAGCUAUCAAAGGCUAUCAAGGAAUAUUUGUCAGACCGUAUCAUCAUGCAGGGGCAGCGGAGUCUAGAUCUUCUUCAAGGGCUGCUUGUCCACCUGGUUUGGUUCAUUUCCGUCUCUCGUAUAUCUCAACAGAACUUCUCUGGUCCGAUUGACGGCCCUGUGUCCGAUUCAAAGCUACCCUCUCAAGGAACUGCUCAACUAGAUGCUUUUCUACAUCUUACUAUGGCACAGGCAAUUAGUUUGGGUUUGAACCAGGAUCCACGCAGCCCGAAGACAAUGAAUCAGCCCAUCGCCUACCUAAGUCAGGCUGACCUCCAUCGGGAUGGAAGUCCGCCUCGUACGAUAGAGGAUCGUCGAACGUUCUUGGGCUGCUACUAUGCAAUGACGAUGUUAUCGGUCUGUGCCAAAGAUAUGGAAUCAUUCCUGUUUACUCAGUACGCGAAUGAGUGCUGCGGGAUAUUGGAAGACUCUCUCGAGUGUCCUACAGACAAAUACGCGGUUCAACUCGUGAGAACCAUGCAUCUUGCCGAGAAUAUCAAUCAGACGAUGACUGUGCGUGAGGUCUCCUCCUCAGUCCCCUCCGCACCGCUUGGUAUGAGCUUGCGAUGGCAUCAAGCCGAGCUUCAAAAGCUGAGAGAUGCUCUCUCGUGUGAGGAGCCACACGCAGCCAUACUAUCCUUUCACUACGAUACGCUUGAGAUGUUACUAUAUCGCAGCUCCCUCAACAACGAAACCUCAGACAACGAAUAUGGCAACUACCCUGUAACACGACUGGAUCUCCUCUAUCGCUGCCUGGAAGCCACGAAAUCCUUCUUUCACCAUUUGUAUACCCUUCCGGCCGUAUAUUUCCGCUUUCUUCCCUUUACAAUAUCCAGCCAAUUCGGGCAAGCAGUCGUCACAUUGUCACAGUUGACCCUUUACCAAGCCGCGAACGGCGCUUGGGAUAGCGCGUAUGUCAAAAACACCAUUGACUUUGACCAGACCGUCGAUAUGCUAGGACAGAAGUUGGACGAGGCUCGAGCUUUGAUCCCAAAAGCAGGCGAGCAGGAUGCAGUGUCCUCUACUGAGCCGCCCGAGAUUUUCCGGAGACUCGCUGCUCGAAUUAAAAUGAUGAAGGCGAUGCAUCGACGCAGACAAGAAGCUCAAGAGAAGGCGCAGGCACAAGAAGCCGUUGAAGAACCGUGUGAUAUCAAUUACAUGUUGAAUUUGCCGGCAGACUUUUUCAUUACUGAUUCUGAUUUUUAUGAUUUUGCGGGGGCUUUCAGUGGUUCCGGUAUGAUGUGA